AUGUCUGAAGCUGAUGAACGUGCUGCAAAGGCAGCGCGAGCAAAAGCCAUGCUCAAGAAACGUCAAGCUGCGGCGGCGAAGAAAGUUGGUUCUGGUUCUGAGAGAGCUUUCUCUCCAGCGCCGUCUGAACCUCCGGCACAGGUGGAGAAGGAGAAGCCUAGAGAUAUGAGUGACGUGUUCGGAAACGAUGAUUUGACAUCAGGAGACACGACCUGGUUAUCUUCGUUGACCAGAGCUCCAUCACCACCACCGGUCCCACCAGCAAUAACGAGUCCUACAUCACCACCUCUGUCAUUAACUUCCGCCACUUCACCACCACCACAGACAUCAAUACCAUCAAAUGGACACGUCGAUGAAGAGUUACGCCCAGAGAGCGAAUCUUCGAAGGAUGGGCUUGGGGAGUUGGAUAUUCUCAAAUCGCGAAAUGAUUCGUUACAGGCAGAAGUGGAAGCACUCAAGUCCGAACGUGAAGCUGCGUUUGGAAAAUUAAACACGCUCACGACACGUUUUGGGGAAUUAGAAGCAAUGAAAGAGAAAAGUGAAGCUUCCAAGGUUGAGGUGGUAAAAAAUUUGGACACGAUUAAGACCCAACUCCAGAAAUCGGAGUCACUACUCAAGGAAGAGCAACAUCAGUCACAGCAAUUGAGAGAACGCGUGGAGCAAAUUCAGGCUGAAAAGGAUAAUUCAAUACGGAACGAGCAAAGAACAAUUUCUCUGUUGGUAUCCGAGAAGUCUGCACUGACAUCGGAACUAGAACGAUUGGGAGAUGUAGAUGCAAAGGCGCAGAACAUUGAAGACCAACUUGCCCAGGAACAGGAGAAAUCAAGGAAUUGGGAUGUGCAACUUGAGGAACUGAAAGCUGAAAUGCGAAAUACUUCAACUCGAAACCAGGUACUCCAAGUCAAGGAGAAAGAGUUGACAGAGAAGUCGAGGGAACAGGAAAGGCAGUUGCAGCUUGCUAACGGAACUAUCGCUUCGUUGAGGAAGGAAUCAGAGGCUCAUCAACGAAAAGUGAAAGAGCUAGAGGAACAAAUAGAAAGCGACGACCGUGCGGAAAAGCUGGAAGCAUCGUUAAAGAACACUCAAGACCGGGCAGACGAACUAGAAUUCCAACUCUCCAAACUGAAGCGGGCCCACACCGAUCUGAAGACCGAACGUGAAGAUCUUGAAUCUCGAUUGAAUAACCAUCGUGACGGUGAAGAUGUGUGGAAAUCCAAGCAUUCCGAUCUUGAACAACAACAACAUUCACUUCAACAACAGCUCACGACUGUGAGUUCAGAGAAGGAUACCUUACUGCAAGAGAAAUCUACCCUCGAAACCGAGGUCGGGAAGGCUCAAGAAAUGCUGGCUUUAUUGCAAGGCAAACUGAAGCAAGCUGCAGAGGACUUAGCUGUCAGCACCCACCAUCUCAAAGCUGCGCAGACCGAGGCGAAGAAUGCUAUACGUCGUGCGGAAGAUGCUGAGCGCACCCAGAAGGAUCUCCAGAGUGAAGGCAUGAACCUGAUGCAUUCUCUAGACGAAAUGCGACCGAAGAUCGUCGAAUUAACAGGUGCCAAGCUGGAAUUAAGUGAAAUGGUGGAAGGGUUGGAGCGGGCGUUGAGCAACCGUGAUCAGGUUAUUUCACAGUUAGAAGUCUCUCUUCAGGAUGUCAGGGACGAAAAGGAGAUGUUGGAGAAACAAUGGCAAGACAUGUUGUCAGAGAGGGAAAAGGAACGGACGAAUGCAGAAGAUAGCUCGAAUGAACUCCAAAAGGCCUACGAUAAAUUGCAAGAAGAAUUAGACUCUGCAUUGGCUAGUGUUCAAUCCCUCGAGAGUAAUCGUGCCCAGAACCAUCAGGAUGCAGGCCAGAGGUUGCAGGAGGUCGAAAGGUUGACGAUUCUCACAAUAUCGCAGUCUGAGGAACUUGCAGCUUUGAAGCAGGAAGUGGAGCAGAGGAGCAGUGAACAGGCAGAGGGAGAAGGCUUUAUAGAGCGUGCGCAGAAUGAGAUCGAGAUACUUCGUCAAGAAUUAAACACCAAAGACGAAGAGAUCCAGCGACUCAAGGGAACAGUAGGAACCACCGCAAAUACCUCUCCCCGCUCCCUCGAUGACGAGAUGUUAGGAUCAUAUAAGCAACAGCAUGAUCUUGAGUUAUCUGCCGCACAGUCUCACAUACGGUCAUUGGAAACUGCUCUUUUCGAUGCUGAAGCUCGCUCUCAUUCACUUACCAAGCAAGUUUCAGCUCUUGAAGGUCAACUUGCUUCCUACGUGCACCACCGUAGUUCACCACCUGUACCCUCCCGUCCUUCUAGCCAGCAUAGCAACGACCUGCAUCGUGCAGCGGUCACCUCGUCCUCGAGAUUGAACCCAUCAUCAGCUAUAAUUAGGCGUACAUCUCCUGCGUAUGAGCAAAACUUGUCUCCCGAGACGAGGCAUAAACGGAAAGUCAGUCUCAGCAUGCUGAAAGCCAGGAUUGACAGAGAGCUGGUUGCUACAUCGCAAACACACUCACGGUCAAUGUCACCAGUACCUUCUGUGGCUGGCUCGAACGACGGAAGCCUCUCGCAGAGAUCGAGACCGUCGACUGCAAUGGGUAUCAAAUCACAGGGGCUGCAUGUACGCCCACAAUUUUUGGAUGACUCGCAUGUGUUUUGGUGUAGUUCCUGUCGUGGAGACUUGGUUGUUCUUUGA
Messenger RNA from Marasmius oreades (fairy-ring Marasmius), 2670 nucleotides. RefSeq lists its product as uncharacterized. The record is from RefSeq and is a predicted model, not a curated record. Lineage: Eukaryota; Fungi; Basidiomycota; Agaricomycetes; Agaricales; Marasmiaceae. The transcript is spliced from 8 exons. The coding region runs from base 1 to 2670 and encodes 889 amino acids.